CUGCUGACGCUAAGUUGUUCACAUACUAAGGAAGGGGAAAACCAUAGCGUUGGUCACACAGAAUUUGGUCUUUCAUUUAAGUGAAACGCUUGUCAAAGUUCAUCAUGUGGGACAUUCUGCUGCUGUUUUCCAGCAUCUGUACAGCUGUUGUUGUAGGAGAUGCAGAUACAGUUACAGGAUACAGUGGAGAGAGAGUUGAGAUCAGAUGCUCAUAUGAAUCUGGAUAUGAAUCAAAUUCAAAGUAUUUUUGUAAAGGCAAGUGUAGCUUUGGAAAUAAAGACAUCAUGGUUAAAUCAGGAUCUGCAGCUAAAGACGAGAGAUUCUCUCUGACUGACGACACGACGAACAGAGUUUUCACCGUCACCAUCACUGAUCUGAGAACAGAGGAUGAAGGCAAAUACUGGUGUGCUGUGAAGAGGACUUUGUCUUUUACUGAUGUAUAUUCAGAGAUAAUGUUGCAGGUUAAACAGGGUCACGUCUCAUAUUCAGGGUCUGUCAUAUACGUCAGUGCUGGAUUAGUCAUCAUGGUGAUCAUCCUCCUCAUGGCACUGAUGGUGUGGUGUAGGAAGAGAAGCAAGAAAUCACCACGAGUUACACAAUCAGGACUUUCACAGCAAGUCUCCAUCACACAUUUGCCUUUGAAUACAACAGCAGAAAUCACUUCAGAGGACAGUGACUGGAAUGACCAUAAUUAUCAGGAAAUCAGUGAGCUGCAGUGCAAGAACAAACACACCACCACCAUCUACACUACAGUAGAAAGUCCAGAUUAUCCAAUGAUCUACUCCACUGCAGACAAACCAGAUGAUCUGAUUAUCUACUAUACUUUAGAUAAACCAGCUGAUCAGAUUAUCGACUCCACUGCAGAUAAACCAGAUGAUCAAUGAUCUAUCAACAUAAACCAGAUGAUUUGACAAUCUACACAAUCGCACCAUUGCAACAUUUUUACUUUGUGUCUCUCAUUAUCUUCAUGGAGUGGAAUCUAAACCCACAAUGCCAUGUGACGGGACCAAAAAAAAAAAAAAAAAAAAAAUUCCCAAAUUUUGGAUAAAUCAGGCUUUAAAUGAGAAAUCAUAAUGUCCUCAUAUGCUUGAUUUGUGGAAUAGAUAUAGACAGUCAAUCCAUAUCUACGUUCUUUAGCUUUUCACUAUAGUAAAUUUAAUACAUUCAUUCUUUUACUAUUAUAUUGUUUGUUACACAAUGAGCAGUAGCAAAAGUUGUAUGUUAUAUUAUGCACAUUACAUGUGUUAUUUGUUUAUUUAUGUGAAAUACAGACAAUGUUGCAUUUUAUCAUAUGGGUUUACAGGGAUAUAGCUUAAAUUAUAUAAUAUAAAUUAUAAUUAAACAGUAUGUUUAUGGCAGCUGGUUUACACUGGAGUGACACACAAUGAAGUGUUGUGACUUAAAUGACAGAGAGACAUAAACAACACAAAAGAGCUUCACAGCUUGAUAAAGGGCUCAUCUGUGUAAAACAAGAUCUGGAUUCAAGUCAUAAUAAAGAUGAACUUUCAGUUUAUGGACAAUUAUGACUUUAUGACUUCAUAUAUAUUAUUAAUGAAUAUUAAUAUUGUGAUUUUUAAGGGAAAAUUCCGUUCGACAGUUUCACUUCUGCUUUAGUGGUUUUUGGCUUUUUUAUGAUACAUUGCUGGUGUGUUUCAUUAUAUUUAUGUAUUUUCUCUGUGUCUUCCUAUUGAAUAAAUGAAAUAUAUGUAAA
Molecule: messenger RNA, 1711 nt
Organism: Ctenopharyngodon idella (grass carp)
Lineage: Eukaryota; Metazoa; Chordata; Actinopteri; Cypriniformes; Xenocyprididae
Product: CMRF35-like molecule 8
Exons: 5
Coding region: 105-884 (259 amino acids)
Source: RefSeq, a predicted model, not a curated record